AUGCGCGCUUUCGUUUAUUCUUUCUCGAUCGCCUCUCUUUCGAUCGCCUGGCAAGAAGACGCAAUCAUGGUCCGUAUGCACGCGCCCGGAAAGGGCAUUUCGUCCUCGGAACUGCCAUACAGGCGCAGUGUGCCAACAUGGGUCAAGAUGUCCUCUGACGAGGUCAAGGAAAUGAUUGCCAAGCUCGCCAAGAAGGGGCGCACUCCAUCCCAAAUCGGUGUGAUGCUGCGUGAUAGCAAUGGUAUUGCCCAGGUCAAACUUGUUACUGGCAACAAGAUCCUCCGAAUCCUGAAGGUUAAGGGUAUGUUUGGCCCUGCCAUUCCAGAGGACUUGUACCACCUUAUCAAGAAGGCUGUCUCUGUCCGCAAGCAUAUGGAGAAGCAACGCAAGGAUAAGGAUUCCAAGUUCAGGCUCAUUCUCAUCGAGAGCCGUAUCCAUCGCCUUGCUCGCUACUACAAGACGAGGCGUGGUCUUCCCUCCAACUGGAAGUAUGAAUCAUCCACCGCCUCUGCUUUGGUUGCAUAAAUUGCCUUUAGCAUAACAUUCGAAAGACUGAAAGCUAAUAAUGAUGGCUGUUGUUUAGUGA
Molecule: messenger RNA, 586 nt
Organism: Sycon ciliatum
Lineage: Eukaryota; Metazoa; Porifera; Calcarea; Leucosolenida; Sycettidae
Product: small ribosomal subunit protein uS15-like
Exons: 7
Coding region: 1-525 (174 amino acids)
Biological process (GO): translation
Cellular component (GO): cytosolic small ribosomal subunit; nucleolus; ribosome
Molecular function (GO): structural constituent of ribosome; small ribosomal subunit rRNA binding
Source: RefSeq, a predicted model, not a curated record